Messenger RNA from Meloidogyne enterolobii, 1561 nucleotides. The record is from the annotation of a GenBank genome assembly. NCBI's taxonomy places the organism in Eukaryota, Metazoa, Nematoda, Chromadorea, Rhabditida, Meloidogynidae.
UUUAUUACUGAGCGAGAACACAUUCAAAUACAAAAUGGGUGACGUUAAUGAAGAUGUUAAGCCUGAUGUUUAUCAAAAUGGAAAUGGAGCUGAUCCAGUUAAUUGUGAUAAUGGUGGAGGAGAAGGAACAGUCGAUGGAGAUGGAACUGGUAUCAAAGAGGAGACUGGUGGAGGAGGAGGUGGUGGUAGUGGAGGUGGAGGAUUUGCUGGAUUUAGUAACAGAGGAUCGAGGAAUAACGCACAGCUUGAACCUGAACAAUUUCGGAAGAUUUUCAUUGGAGGACUCUCAUUGAACACAACAGAUGAAAAUCUUCAUAACUUUUAUUCACAAUGGGGUGAACUUGUUGAUUGUAUUGUAAUGCGUGAUCCUGCAAGUAAACGCUCGCGUGGAUUUGGAUUUGUCUCGUAUUCUUGUCAAAGCGAGGUUGAUCUGGCCAUGGCUGCACGUCCGCAUAAUAUUGAUGGUAAAGUGGUGGAUCCGAAACGAGCUGUUCCACGUGAUCAGUCACAAAAAUCUGAACAGAAUAUGUCAACAAAGCGUCUUUAUGUGUCUGGUGUUCGAGAAGAGCACACAGAAGAUAUUUUUAGCAAAUAUUUUGCACAAUUUGGAGUUGUCACAAAAGUUGAAAUCAUCACUGAUAAAGUUACUCAAAAAGCGCGUGGAUUUGCCUUUAUUUCUUUUGAUGAUUAUGAUUCUGUGGAUAAAUGUGUUCUCCUAAAAUCACAUAUGAUCUAUGGCUAUCGUUGUGAUGUAAAAAAGGCAUUGAGUCGAGAUGAAAUGCAGAGGGCUGCCCAAAAAGAACGUGAUCAUCCUGUUGGUCGUGGUUCACAGCCUUACGGCGGUGGAAGAAGUGGCGGUGGUUAUGGCGGAGGUGGCUAUGGUGGGCAAUAUGGUGGUGGUUAUGGGCCACCUCCUGCAUGGGGACCUCCAGCACCUGCACCGCAAUGGGGAGGAGGCGGUUAUGCUGGAAGUUAUGGAGGAGGUGGGUAUGCUGCAAGUUAUGGACCAGGACCUGCGCCAUGGGGUGGUGGUGCACCUACAGGGCCUCAAGCUGCUGAGCAAGGACAGUGGGCUGCGGGUGGAGGUGGUGGUUAUGCUGCUAGUGGAGGUGUUGGUGGAGGAGCUCAAUCAGGCACUGGAGCCACCGCCACUCAACAAGAUUACACGUCGAAUCAAUGGCCACCUCAAGGACCGCAAGGUGUCCCACCUCCACAGCAAUGGAGCGCAGGACGUUAUUAAUGUGGUUUAUUUUGGAAAAGCUUGAUGGGAUUCUUUCUUUUAAAUAUAAUUUACCUAUUUUCAUUUUUCAUGCUUUGUUUAUUCCUUCCACACACAAAGUGAUUUUCUUUUCACAAGAAUAAAAUGGAUUUGUCAGUUUCGUUAUGUUAUCCUCAUAUGGAUUAAGUUGGGCGCAUUGGGGUGGUUUUUGGCUGCGUUAUUUUUGACCAAAUUAAUGCGAAGACUGCGGCGCUGGCGAUUAUUAUUUUUCAAUCAUGGGAAUCAGAUUGAAUCCUUGGGGAAUCAAAGAUCUGGACCAGAAAUGUCAUUUUAUAAGACGUU